AUGACGAGUUUGGUGGAAUUGAAGCCUGGCCAGGCACAAUUAUUCUCCUCCUUUCAACCUUCUCUUGCCCCAGGGGAUUACAAAGUAACAGUCACGCAGGAGGUCAUCGUGCAGGAUGGGGAAGGGAGGAAGACUCUCUCUACAGAUAAGAAGUUCAGAGUCGAAGGACCAAGUCAAUAUCAACUCCCUGCUGGCUCAAUCCACUCCAUUUACCCUGGAGAAGGAGAGUCUGUGCCUUCCAAAGUAUUGCCUCAAGUCACGCUCAAUGACCCUCAUAUACCAUGGGAGCUGAAUCCAGACAACGAUCAAGACAUCUCCAAAAAGCAUCUCGAUGGAUCGCUUAUACCAUGGUUUGCUCUGCUGGUCUUUACGGAAGAUGAGAUCAAGACUUUCCCCACCAUGGAGGCAAGACCUGCGCCAUCUCCAACUCUGUCACUUCGUUUGAGUAAGAAGCAGGUCAAAGAGUUGAAGUCUUCAUCCACUCGAGUCCCAUUAUCCAGCCAAGACCUCGAUACAAAUUUGGAUGAUGGCAUCAAUACUGUUUUCCUUAGCUCGUCGGCAUUCCGGGCGUAUUUCUCCAAGCAGAUGGGUGACCGUGAAGUUGAGCCAGCCAUUGCGCGGUACUCAUAUUUAUCGCAUAUCCGACGAUCACGCUCUACAAAACCACGCGAUUCGACCACAGAUACUUUCAGCAUUGCUCUAGGUCACCGAUCUGGCCCAUUGGAUAUUGAAUCUCCUACCACUGCAUAUGCCCAUCUUGUUUCUCUCAUGGGAGUCCCAGGCUUGAGUAUGCCCGGCGAGUCCGACCUGACAGCUCUGGUCUCACUGUACUCGUGGUCGUUCACAUGGGUAAAAGGAAAUGACGCUGAAAUUAAAGAUCAAUGGCUUAGACGACGUCUGGAAGCUGGCUACACCAUGGUCAAACACCGGACCCAAACGGGAGAGCAGACUGCAGCUCUCUUUCGGGGUCCGCUGAUACCUCAGCAACCUCGAGGAGAUGAGCUGGACAAUGCUGAAGCAUCAGGUCAUGGUUCCGGGUUGCAAAUCAUCGACAAAACAACUGGUAUCAUCGACAUCACGUACUCGGCUGCAUGGAGUCUUGGCCGAUCGUUGGCGAUAGAGAAUUCGGCAUUCACCAUGGCUAUAUCUGCAUUACGGAUGAAGAUCGCUCAACUACAGCGAAAAGGUUCAUCGGGAGCAUUCUUGGGUGGAAACUCUGAGGCUCCGCAGGAAAAUACCCUGCCUGACUGGUAUGAGAAGCUCAAGCGGAUUUCCCAGGGUCCGGUGGACUCGAAGUCUGUACUGGCGAUUGAGUCCCAGUCUCGAUGGAAGAGAGCGCGAGAGAAGCUCGAUAGGUCGAACCUUGAGACGACGAUGCCUGGUUCUGACGCAGAGACAGAUGGCGAUGCCGUACGCGAGUUUCUAGAAAAAGAGGUUGAUAUCUUGGUCGAUGACAAGGAUUGGUACGCAAGGGAACUCGCGGAACCUACACAAGAAGGACUAUUUCUUGCCAAAGUCCUCGACUUUGUCUAUAAUCAGCUUCUCACACUUCAGGCUGUCCCACACAGCUUUAUGUUUCCCGAGCCUGACAUCCUCGACACUGAAGCCAUCCUCACAUUCCAUGUUGAUCCGCUCUGGGUUGAUACUCUCGUCGACGGCGCUUUGAGCAUCGGGAGCCACAGCACUGUGAAUGAAGACUACACCAGAAGCGAGAUUAAAUGGGCCAUCAACCUUUACCUUCGCAGGGUGGAGCUUCGGUACAAGCAUCCAAGGAUUCCUCGAUGGGGAGUCAUCAUUUGCGGCACGCUUCUCAAGACUUUUGACGAUCCUCGCGUCAGGACCGGGAGUUCUGAGGCACCAUCUCCUCAAUUCCUAGUGAAUAAGAAGCUCACUGAUAGAGCUUUGCUGCUCAUCUUCAACUGCAGGCCAUGCGACCUGCUUUCGGGGCUGACGAUAACUCAAGCGCCUCACCAGCAGUGCUUCGCUGUAGGCAAGAUCCUAGAGGCAAAAAGGAUUGAGAUUGAGCCAGUUGGUGUUCUUCCGGAGAAUUCCAAUACUGGUAUUGAAGACGUACAGGUUCCGCCCAUCGUGGAGGAACUAGGGUCAUCAAAGGCGUUCAACUUUCAGACGAGAUGUUUGAAUCCAUCCGAGGUCAUGAGAAUAUAUGUUCCGGCUGCUAAGAGCCAAGGGGGCGAUUAUCCUGCAACUGGAUCGUCUGCUCUUCUAUCCUUUGCAUUAGGCGAUAAGACUCAAGAGUUGUCUAUCACGAUGACAGGAGAUCAAGCUGAUGCAGGAAGAGAAAAACCACUAGAGCCGUUCCAGCUGAGUCUGAAGUCUCGCACAGAGGAGUCAAAAAACCUUACGGCCAUGAAUGUGACAAACCUGAAGCCCAGCGCUGGCUCUAUCAAGCUUGGAUUCAGGGCUUUCGAUAAGAAGGAGACGUUGGCAGUGAGGCCGAUGGUCGCUGAGAGCUCAGACAAAGCAACUCAUUUCUCUGUCCGCACUACGACGUCUACACAGGAGGUAUCUCAAGACGCUCAUACAAGCACCAUCAUGGCAUCUUGCAGGGUUUUGAAACAGCAUUCUUUAGACAAUGGAUCGCGAGUUGUUGAUCUAAUCGUUGUUCUGAACCCUACAGAAGUUGAGCCACUAAGCGGCGACAACUUCCAAGGAAUCAAUGUGUCCUUCCCACUCGCUGAGCUGGUGGAUACAAAAGCAGUCACUCCACCAAGGGUAACAUUGUUUGGCCAGGAUUCUGCUCGCUGGGUGUCAGGCAACGCUUACGUUACGGGGGACAAACCCUGCUUCACUGUCAAGCUACGGCUGCGGGUACCAGAUCUGGCAAGGAAGGUAAACUUUGGGUUUCUUCUGAGCAAUGUCGUGCUUUCGGAUCAGAUUAGUGAUGAUGUCUCGGUUAGGGUCGAGGAGGAAUACGGCAUGGAAGGGCAUAAUCUGAGUGGCCGGGGGCCGCAGACAAGACUGGUAAAGCAGACAUGUUCGAUUGGAGGCCUCAAGAUCGCCGAGUAG
Fusarium musae is the source of this 3027-nucleotide messenger RNA. RefSeq lists its product as uncharacterized. Bases 1 to 3027 code for a protein of 1008 amino acids. NCBI's taxonomy places the organism in Eukaryota, Fungi, Ascomycota, Sordariomycetes, Hypocreales, Nectriaceae. The transcript has 2 exons. The record is from RefSeq and is a predicted model, not a curated record.